AUGCGUUUUCUAGUGCCGUCGCCGCCUCCGUCGCCUGUUCCAGGCGUUAUUGCCCUGGACGAUUUUGCUCCCGAUGAGGGGAAAAUUUUUGAGGUAUUUGAGGACUUCGUAGAGAAUGCGGGGGAGUUCCUCAUGGACGAUGGGGAGAUUGAGGAGGAGAGUGUUUUGGACGAGGUUUUAUCUGGUGAGGAGUCUGAUGAGGAGGACCAGCGUCACGAUUCUCCCGAACUAGAUUUGCCUGGGCCGGAAGUGGAUUUUGUUGUAAAUCCGUAUUUUUUUCGUCGCGUACUUGACGAUAUGGACAUCUUGGACAUCGAGGAUGAGUCUGGUGAUGAACGGGAUUCCGAUUUCGGAGUCCCUAUUGAACGCUACAUUGUGCGUGACGUUUCUCCCGAUGGGGAGGACAAGGAGUUACCUAAAAUAGCGAUUCAACAGCUAAUAGAAAAACUAAUAAUUUUUAUGCCAAUUUCAAAAAGAGUAACUGCAAUUCCUCCAUAUUUACAAAUAUUUACAACAAUUCACUUUGUUGCAUCUGGUUCUUACCAACGAAGAGUAGGACAGGAUUUUUUAUCCUGUAUGAGUCAAACAUCCAUUUCCGUUCACUGUCAUAAUACAAUAAAGGCAUUAAAUGACUUAAUGGGACAAUGGAUUCAAUUUCCAAUAUCGAAUAGAAAAAAACAACAAAUAAAACAAGAAUUUUUUGAAAAAACUGGAUUUCCUGGAGUUAUUGGUGCUAUUGACGGGAGUCACAUAGCUAUUUUUCCACCUCAAAAUGAAAGAGAACAUUUAUUUAUUAAUAGAAAAUUAUAUCAUUCUUUAAAUAUAAUGAUUGUUUCUUCAUAUAAUGGUGAAAUAUUGGCAGUAAAUGCACAGCACGGAGGAAGAACACAUGAUUCUAGAGCCUUUCGUUCUUCAAAUCUUUUUCAUCAUUUAGAAAGCAACAGGAAGCAGUAUAGAAUAUAUUUUAAUGUUUUUUUAGGAGAUUCAGCUUAUCCACUUUUGCCAUUUUUAUUAAAACCGAUUUUGAAUGCACCUGAAGGGUCACCAGAAGCUAAAUACACACAACAUUUUGUUAAAGCACGAUGUGCAGUAGAAAGGUGUAUUAGAGUUUUAAAAGGACGCUGGCGAUGUUUAAGAAAAGAACGUGCAUUGCAUUAUCAGCCAGAAAUUGCAGCAUGUAUUAUUAUUGCAUGUUGUGUUUUACACAAUAUUGCAAUAAAGUGGAAAAUUCCACCAGAAGAAAUAUUUUUGGAUGAAAUAGAUAUUGAGCUACCAAUACCAGAAAAUAUAAAUAAUAAUAAUGCAGAAGAAAUAAGAAGAAAUAUUGUUCGGUGGUAUUUCACAGAAUAG
Messenger RNA from Monomorium pharaonis (pharaoh ant), 1350 nucleotides. RefSeq names its product putative nuclease HARBI1. Bases 1 to 1350 code for a protein of 449 amino acids. The record is from RefSeq and is a predicted model, not a curated record. The transcript has 8 exons. NCBI's taxonomy places the organism in Eukaryota, Metazoa, Arthropoda, Insecta, Hymenoptera, Formicidae.